Messenger RNA from Malurus melanocephalus (red-backed fairy wren), 5055 nucleotides. It is a transcript of the gene CENPW, whose product is annotated as centromere protein W. Gene Ontology annotation, cellular component: kinetochore; nucleoplasm. Lineage: Eukaryota; Metazoa; Chordata; Aves; Passeriformes; Maluridae. The coding region runs from base 63 to 293 and encodes 76 amino acids. Gene Ontology annotation, biological process: mitotic cell cycle; kinetochore assembly; chromosome segregation. Gene Ontology annotation, molecular function: DNA binding; protein heterodimerization activity. The record is from RefSeq and is a predicted model, not a curated record. The transcript has 3 exons.
GGAGGAGGAAGGAGAGGAAGAAAAACCAGAAAAAGAAGAAAAAUCWGAAAAACCAGAGGAGGAUGAAGCGCACGGUGCCCCGCGGCACUUUGCGGAAAAUAAUGAAGAAGCACAAGCCGCAUUUACGCUUGGCGGCGAACUCCGACCUGGUGAUUCAUUUGAACUUCUUACUGUUUCUCCAUCGGCUAGCAGAAGAAGCCAGGACAAAUGCUUUUGAGAGCAAAAAUAAGAUAAUUAAACCUGAGCACACCAUAUCUGCAGCAAAGGUUAUUUUAAAGAAAAGCAGAGGCUAGAAAGCAGACCACUGGAACUUUAAAGCACAUUUUUCAACGUUUUCUAAGUAACGAGUAAGCUCUGAGCCGGCUUGAGCACUUGUGGAACUACGUAGUUUGUUGACAUCUGUCUCUGGACUGACUGGCUUGCUUUUUCUUUAAAAAAAUAUAAAGAAUCUUACAAUGUAUAUUUUCAUAUGCUUUAUGCUUAAUUUUAAAGUGUGCGUCACUUAUCACUUAAGAUUUUUUGAUGUACCUUACUUCUUUCACAAUGAUGGAGGGAUGCUUGUACCAUAGAUACUCUUCAGGUACAGUGUGGCAUUUGUUAUUAAAAGUGUGAAACUUCUUAAGGAGAGCUGUAGUUAAAAAAAAUGGUUUUCACUACAUCCAAUGUAGAUUGUGCAGUUCAGAGCAGAUUUAUUUGUUAAACAAAAUUAUGGCUUUCAAAACAAUMACUGUAGAAACAAGUGUAUUAAAUACCUUUUCUUCAGUUUAUUUAUAAAUGUCUUAAUAAUUUUAAAAUUACUUUGAAAAGUAGGUUAAAACUUCUGUGUUCUGGGAGAAGAAUACAUAGUUGGUAUUUUGAAUCAUACUCCAAACUCUUAAGCCAGCCCGUUGUUUGAUGUGGUAUAUGAGACAACUUGGUGGUCUGUAAUUCAGUUGGUGCAGACAGAUGUAUGGUUUAUGGAAAAGAUCUGGCACAGCUGAUGUUUUCAAAGUUAGAUCUUGUAAAAAUAACCGAGAUAAGUUGGUACUAGUGCCAAGCUAUUUCCUUCCCCCUUCUGAGUGUCAUGCUAACUUGUCAGAAGUCUGGAAAUGUACAUUAUAUAAAAAUGUCUUCUUAAAUUAAGGUCAUUUCUAUUCCUAUUCUGGUAUUUGUAAUCAUUUACUGAACACUUUGCUCGAUGAAUAUAUUAAUGAUGUUAUAGUUGAAUCUCACAGUUUGAGUUGAUAACACAGUUUUUAGUUGAUCCUGAUAUGCACAGUGAGCUAUUCUUAAAAUAAAGUAUCUUUAAAGGCAUUAUGUAUUAAGUAGUUUAAUUUUGUUUGACACCUUACCAAAUAUAUUGUAGAAACUCAGAAAAAAAAAUUUGUGUUUUAGAACUAUUUUUGUGGGCUAAACAAACUGUAGCAAUGCCGGUACUUUUAAUUUCAUAUCAUGUUCAUGUACUUUCUAAAAUCCUGUAUAACCAUUGAAAAGUUAUCCUCUUCCAAUAUGCAGAAAGGAAGGAAGGUUUACUCUCCUGCUUUAUUUGACUCACAGAACUUAGUUCAGUCAGCUUCUUGUAAGGGUUGACCAGAUUCUUUAUUCUGCGCUUUCUUCUCUUAUUGCCUUGGAAUCCACAAAGAAGGCCAAUAACAUACACAUGUAGAGGAUAUUUUGACUUAAUAAUCUGAAGUACAUUCUCAGGAAUAAGGAAGAUCUGACUUGGUAUUUAUAUUUUUAUUUGUAAUUACUGUCUUUGAUUUAGCAAUUUUAUUGCAACAUAGAUUUUCCUUAGUUGGAAAUGUUUUCUCUUAAUUUUCCCUGAAGUAUUUUCUUACAGUCUUGUAUAACCACAYACCUUUCCUCAUUGUACAAUUGUUUGAGUGCUAUAGCUUCUUUUGGAAGUUGUUUUGAUGUCCRCUUUAACUUUCUUUUGAUUUUCCUAGGAGCAAGAUCCACUCUGAGCUUAGUGGAAUAUUCUCAUUCUCAUGUAGUAGAUUGAUUGAUGAUCAGUUGCCAUUGGGGAAGAGAGUCAAGGAAGGGUURAAACUAACCACAGUGUACUUUUAAAACAUUUUAUGCAGUGGUUUUGGCCUGUAUUCAUGGUUAAGAAGCUGCCUCUUUUUAAUAGGAGAGGGACUUUUGAUAAUACAUUGUGAAUGUUUUGUAAUAGCUGGAGCAGGCAGGUAUUAAGAAGACCUGGRUAGCUUGGCAGGUAUUCAGGUUUCUCUCCUAAACUUCAAAUAAAUACUCAUUGAAAAUUAAUGAGGCUGAUGUAGUGGGCUUAAGCUUUUAGAAAUAUAAAAUGGUAUUUUUUUUUUAGUAUCUUCUUUGAAUAUUCACCAUAAGGUUAAUCAUAUUCCUAUAUGGCUGGUCUUCUAUUCUGCUUCAUUUAUAUACCUGGAGUCUCUUCUCUACACAGUAUUACUGGAUUUUGAAAAUUAAAAUUCCUUACAGCAGUAUUGUCUAAAUAYCCAUUAAAACUUACAAUUAAUAUAAACUCAGAGACUAUAGUGGUAAUUUAUUUCUGUUAUGUCUCUGUUUAAUGACAAAGCAACAAAGCAUGUAGUUCUACAAAAUGGUUUUUUAAACURGAUCUGUACUAGAAGGCCAAAUGAAGUUGUUUUCUUUUAUUUGAAUUCCUGUGUUGAUUCUUUGUCGUUAGGAGGAAAAAAGCGAGGAUUAUUGUGGGAACAGCCAUGGUAAUGCUCAGUUAUUUUCAUGAAAUUGAGAAAUUUAUAGUUCUGAAACAAUUGAUUCAAUAUUGAAUUUCCUCUGGUUUUAAACAUAAGAUUUAAGAGAUUUUUUGGAAGGAGAGGUUCUCUGACAGUGCAAUUAAACUCCUCAUUUCCUCAGAAAGCAGGAUAGAAGUGCAAAAAAGUUAAAGGCACGCUAAGAUCCAUUUUUUUCCAUUCUCUUUGCUUCGCAGGUUUCUCUAUAUUCUGUUUCACAUCCUACCCCACCCUUUCACUAUGACCAUCAAUGAAAGGGGGUAAUGUAAUGAAGAAAUAGAAUUUGGUAAAAGUACUUCUAGUAGCCUUUGUCUUGGUUUUCUGCUUUUGACGUAGUUAGUGUUAGUCCCUGGGCCAGGAUGGUAUCAUAAUUGAUUAAGCCACAAAAGAGGACGGAAAAUGUUUAUUAACCAGCUGAUGACUAUGAGGGAAGAGAGUGGUGCUGCUGCUUUUUUUGUUUCAUCUCACUUAUGGAGUGACUGGUGAGAGGGGAUCUGCUGUUUGCCUACCUGAGUAAGUCUUCUGSUGGGGAGUAUGCCCUAUUCCAGCUCAUACAGCAUUUUUCUUGCAAGAUAAGUGAGCAGAGAGGAGAGUUGUGAAAGCUCUAAAACUACAUUUGUGURUACUGUGCUUUUAUUUUGUAGAGCAUGGAAGUUUAAUAUUUUCUGAAUGGUAUAAAUCACCUGAUUUAUUAGAUUUACAACUUCUUAAAAAGUGUGAAUAUUAAGAAGGGUAUGACAGUGAAAUAUGAUCAAUGGACCUAACUCCUAAUGGUGUCAACAGGAAUAAUGAACUUUGAUGGGUCAGGCCCCAAAUAUUCACUGUUCUAUUUGAAUGUAAAGUUGCAUCUGUUGCUUUGAGUCAGAAAAYCAACCUAGGUGCUUGAGAGGACAUUCAUGACUUGGAGUUUCAUUGUGCUUUUAUGUGGAGAAGUGAGUGACUGCCAAAAAAUAAUCUUAAGUUUCAUGGUACGAAUAGUGUUUUCUGAUUGUAGUCAUACAGUAAAAGAAUAAUAAAUAUAGAAAUAUGUAUACUGUAAUAGAAAAAUUCUUGUUCUAGCCAUAAGGUGGGGAUAGAGCAAAAACUCUCUUUUUUCCCUGUGGUAACUUUCCAUUAGAAAAAGUAUUCUGUUUCUUCCUACUAAUAAAUAUGCUGUAGAUUGUGACACUUUCAGAUAUUUUUUGAAGACUACCAAGCCGACACUGCUAACAUAUGUAGGGCAAUUAAUGUUAAAGAAAAGAAAUCCCAUUCACAUAAAAAAUCAUGUUCUCCUGAUCCAUGCUGAGAGGGUGAAACAGAUGCAAAAAUUUUAAGGAUCAUGAAGAUUUUAUUUAAUUCAAAGCUUAAUGUUUCAGUAUCAUGUAAUUUUCUUAAUUAGAGGUUUAUGACCAUUUGUACAACAUAGCCUCAUUUUUAAAAAUUAGUAUGUUCUAUGUGCAGUUUUAUGAAGGAAAUUCUCACACAAGACUUUGCUUAUUUAGCAGCCUUAACUAUGAAACAUGCAGCUUGUAUUGUCUGACUUGCUGACUCGGCAUUCCGUUAGUCUUUAUCAGCUUAGAGCAGCCAAUGAUAGGGCAUGUAACUCCUAAAUGCAGAGUGCUGAGGUGUCUUACGAUUAUGUACUUACGUGUGACUUGUAUUUCAAAUAAAAAUGCUGAUUACAUUAAAUCACAAUUCCUUUUUCCAGAGCUGUGAAAUACUUGUCAAAUUCAAGUUCAUUAGAAUGUUUCAAAGUGAUAUGUGUUGUUGUUUUUCAGUUCAAUACGUAUAUUAUCAUAUGCAAUGUAUUUGUAUUGGCAUUUAGAUUCCUUGAUAUGUUUUAAUGGCACUUUAAAAUGGUAAUGUAGCUGCUUUGAUAGCUUACUUGGAUAUGGUAAAAGAACAUAGUGGAACAAAUUUCUUUUGUGUUUGAGUAGUUCAGUUCAAGGCUGAGAAGAUGCUKAUGGCAUUUUUGUUGUGCUAAAUACAGAAUUGCAGCUUUUUGAGGAAAUUGAAGAGUCUUCCCAUCUGACAGUUCAUGGUUCUGCAGACAUAAUCAGUUGAAAAUCAUUCAUUUACUAUUUGGUGAACGAUAUUGGGGGUUUGUCAGUUUCUUUACAGUCCACAUCCAUCAAAUUUACAUGGGCUUUGAUACAUAAUAUUCUUCUGUGGGCUGGGUUGUUAAUGUUWUCCUGACCAAACUGCUGAAAGAUCUUUUCAGGUCAUUUGAUAMCUGUAAGAUCAAGUUUCUUACUGAGAAGGUCACUUUCGUGGGGGAAUGAUUUCAGGGCAUGAAGAACGUGGUGGAGGGUACAAAAACACCUAAACAGCCCUAAAGUAACUUCUGUUUAAAAAAAAAAAAAAC